Molecule: messenger RNA, 1341 nt
Organism: Penaeus monodon (black tiger shrimp)
Lineage: Eukaryota; Metazoa; Arthropoda; Malacostraca; Decapoda; Penaeidae
Product: vascular endothelial growth factor A-like
Exons: 7
Coding region: 350-1168 (272 amino acids)
Cellular component (GO): membrane
Molecular function (GO): growth factor activity
Source: RefSeq, a predicted model, not a curated record
GCUUCGUCACCAGUCUGUCUGCGCUCGGCUGUCGGGGUGUGAAGACGUAGCGAAGGAGAGACAAAGAGAGAAGAGGGAGAAGAGAGACAAAGAGAGGAGAGAGAGAAGAGAGGCAAAGCGAGGAGAGGGAGAAGAAGGAAAGGAAAAGACAAAGAGAGAAGUGGAAUAAGAGAGACUAAGGGAGAGGAAGGAGAAGAGAGACAAAGAAGACGUGGAAAUAGAACGAAAACAAAAAAAUAAAUAUAUAUUGAAUAACAAGGUGCCAAAGAGACAUCAAGAAAAGGCAAAAGAAAGUGCAAGACGAGAAAAAAGGAGACAGGAUCAAAAAGAAUAUAAGAUCUCCAUCAGGAUGCACGGUGCACGGUCCACGAUCCUGGCACUCGCGCUCGCCAUCCUGGGGACAUCGGCAGCCUUUGAGCCGAUCUUCGGGGAGAACGCGAUGUUUGACCGAGAUCUGUUCCUCGAGGUCAACGAGGCCGAGCGGGAGCCGAAGGUCAAGUCGUAUGACCUGAGUUUCCUCACGUUCGAACAGCAAGACCUGCUCAAGUCCGUCGCCAGCAUCGGGGAGCUUGCCAACCUCACGGGCUUGCCUCUCCUGGACGAGGACCCAAGCCACGGACUCCGGAUCGGGUUUCGAAGCCUCUCGCCACCGGUUCGAACGCGGAGUCGCAGACAGUACGAGAAGCUUCCGGCAUGCAAACCAAGGACAGUCACUGAGCCCGUCGAACAGCAUCAUAACGGAGUGCGGACCAUCCCCACCUGCAUCGAGAGGAAGGUCUGUGGUGGAUGCUGCUCGGCCGGGCGGCUCUGCGUCCCGACCAAGACGAAGGGAGUCACAAAGAAGGUAAUUCAACUGGGCACAAACACCGCUACACCUGUGUUUCUCAACGUGACAGAGGAUGAGGAGUGUGAAUGCGUCUGUAAGAUCAAGGCAUCCGACUGUAGCAACUCACAGAGGCAAGAAUAUGACCAUGAAAAUUGCAUGUGCAAGUGCAAGAGUUCCCUAAAAGCUGAGAAGGAUAUGUGCGAGAGCCUAGGUAACUUCUGGGAUUACAAUAACUGCCGCUGCGCCUGCCGGUCUCUUAUCAAGAGGGAGUGUUCUUCAGGAUACUAUUUUGAUGAGUUAACCUGCAACUGUGUACCUAUAUUCCGAUUCCGCCUGAACUGAGGACGUCUUGACCCGAAGAUAUCUUGACCCGAAGAUAUCUUCACCGGAAUAAAGUGAAUUUGAUCUGAAGAUAUUUUCACCCGAAUUUAUUUUUUGAUUGAAGAUAUCUUGCGCCUGAAUCCAUCUUGAUCUGAAGAUAUCUGACACGUUGACCCAUAUAUAACUUGAAGAUU